Messenger RNA from Dermochelys coriacea (leatherback sea turtle), 4938 nucleotides. It is a transcript of the gene CD226, whose product is annotated as CD226 molecule. Gene Ontology annotation, cellular component: external side of plasma membrane. The record is from RefSeq and is a predicted model, not a curated record. The transcript has 7 exons. NCBI's taxonomy places the organism in Eukaryota, Metazoa, Chordata, Testudines, Dermochelyidae. Gene Ontology annotation, biological process: positive regulation of T cell receptor signaling pathway; positive regulation of immunoglobulin mediated immune response; positive regulation of Fc receptor mediated stimulatory signaling pathway. Bases 112 to 1131 code for a protein of 339 amino acids.
CUAGUGUCUCAUUUCAAAAGUAAAGACUUCAGUGAUAACAGUCGAUCAGGAAAUAGCAUAUUGUGAAGGGAAUCUGAAUAAAGCUGUAUCACAUAGUAAUCUAAUCUAGAGAUGGACUAUCUUGCCUGCCUUAUUGUUGUUCUCCAGUUAUAUGAAACCAUGGGGGAAGGAAGAUUUGUGGAUGCAACUGUAAAACUCACCAGUAAUAUGAAUCUGGAAUGCAUCUAUCCAAAGACAGCUGGUAUAACCCAGGUGUCCUGGGUUAAGAGUAUUGCAGCUGGCAAAGAAACUAUUGCUAUCUCCCACCCAUUGUACGGUGUGCAUAUUGAAGACAAAUAUAAAGGCAGAGUUUGCUUUGUAAAUGCUUUCUCAAGAGACAAGUCCCUAAAUUUCAUCAAGACAACUGAAGCAGACGUGGGCUUGUAUUUAUGCUCCAUAACUUUCUUAGACGGAGUUUGGGAAAAGGUGAUACAGGUUAUCCAAUCAGAUUCUUUUGAGGUACCUGUGCUGCCAAUCAACCACAUGAUUACUGAAUCAGGGGGAAAUGUGACGCUUAGAUGUCCUUACAGUGUUGGAAGUUUGGUGCAGCAAUUGAUGUGGGAAAGGAUUAAAGUGGAUCGGGUGGAUACCAUAGGCCUGUGUAACCUGUCAGAAGGGAAAAUCUAUGGUUCAGAUUACCAGGAGCGUAUAAUGAUAGAUUGUGCUACUCAGGAGAGCGACAUUCUUGUCAUUCAAAAUGUUACAGCUUCUGACUCUGGAAUUUACCGCUGUCGUUAUGGUGGAAACAAAACCCAUGUGUUGAACUUGACUGUCACUAGCGCAACUUUGGAUCAUCACUGGCAUAUUUUGCUCAUUGCUGGAGGGGCUGUUGCCUCAUUAUUAUUAUUGGUCACCAUACUGAUCAUCAGCAUCACUCUUGUUUAUCGUAGAAAAAAGAAAAGGAGAAGGAUUAUGAAGGCCCUGUCGAAAGCCAUGUACUCUGCUCAGACCCAGCCCAGUAACAGUUAUGGAAGAUCCAACUUUCAUGGCACACCAAACAGCAGAAGAGGAGUAGAAUCAGUAUCUGGACAGAUGGAUGAGAUUUAUAUCAACUACAGAGACUACUCACGCAAACCUAAGACGAGACCAUGAGUUUCUUUUGCAUGUCUGAAUAAAGUAACCAAUGUAGAAGUAUAGGCUUUGGAUCGUAGGCUUGAUUCUCUGUACCAGACUGACCUUUUGUUUUUUUAGUCUCCAUCAGCAAAGUGACAUUGAUUUAUCAGUGCAGAAAGAGAUUUGUUUGUCUAUAAUUUACACUUUCCGAGACUUUAGUUACAUUUUAAGAAAUCAUUUUGGCAGGGAGGGAGGGAAUAAAUUAAGGGGCCAACUUCAGAGCUGCUGCACCUCCCAUGGCCUGUCUACACCAGGUCUGAAUUUGAUCUUGGAAGUUUAUAUGAACGAGUGAAGCAGAGGGAAAAUGUGUUCUUUUCUGUCUAGAUCCAGGUAUUUAACAUCUGCAGUGGCACUCACAUUGUGUGUUUUAUAGAGUGGUAGCAGAAUGAAACUGUUUUUGCCCACUGGUAACAUAGUACUUGUAUUUGAUCUUGUCUCUUCACAUACAUCUGGUUUCCUCCUGCCCAGAAUAAGAAGGGUUCAUAGGAACUCACCAUCCCUUCCUCUCCAUGGCCACACAAGAUGUUCAAGCAGUUACUCAGGUCCUUAUGGUUGAGGAAAGGAUAGAAAUCUGGCCCUCAGGCCUGGUCUACACUGGAGUGGGGAUCGAUCUAAGUUACGCAACUUCAGCUACGUGAAUAAUAUAGCUAAAGUCCAUGUAUUUAGAUCUACUUAUUGCAGUGUCUUCACUGCGGUAAGUCGACAGCUGACUUUCUCCCAUUGACUCCACCUGUGCCUCUCGCCCUGGUGGAGUACUGGAGUCGAGGGGAGAGCUCUCUAUUUAUCGCAUCUAGACUAGAUGUGAUAAAUCAACCCCUGCUGAAUUGAUCACUGCCCAUUGAUCCAGCUGGUAAUGUCGACAAGCCCACAGGUGAAAACAAAACACAAAGACUCAGUCACUGGCAAGUUAUAUUUAAUAAUAAUUUAUUAUAAGGGUUGGUUGCACAAAAAAUAAAUGAGAACAAGGAGGAUACAGGAAUAAAUGAGGCAAAACAGAAGAAAAAAGCAUGAUUAAGAACACUUACAAAAUGGUAUGUAUACAUACACAUACAUAUAUGUGUAUAUAUUCUGCAGGAACCUGCAGAAGAAAAUGCACAAAAAUAGAAAGAAACAAAACCAGAAGGCAGACCUGAGAAUUAUGGUCUACGCAUCUUGUUGGCCCUUUACACAAGUGAAAUGUCUCUAGGCGUGCGCAGGACAGUCACUUUAACAUGAGGGAGGAAUCAAGGUGAGUGAGUGCUAUCAUGAAGACUAAUAGUCACAUAUGGCUGCAUACUAUAGUGCCUCAACAUACUGUAUACUGUAUGUCAGGCUGAUUAAUCACAUCUGCUUGGCCUGGUGCUCCCUUUCUCUUUAAACAUUAGUGAAAGUGGCACUGAAAUUGAAUAUUUCUGGAAAGGGGAAAAAAGUUAACGUCAUUCUUCCUAAGCAUUAGUUACCAGUUCCAUUGAAUUUGGCAGGGAAAGAGCAUUGACAGCAGCCUGAAAGCUAAAAGCACAUUAUAGUUAACCUCUUCUGACAGAAGGCUGUUUUCAUGUGAAUAAGAAAACAGUGGUCUAGAUUCUUCUGGUCAUCAUGUGGACAUGGGUGUCCUAAGCUACUGGAGAGGAUCACAGCAUUGUGCAGCUAACCUACACUUCAGCUAAAUUGAAGUGUUGUAAGACUAAAAAUUCAUUCAAACCUAGCAUUUAAGAGUUUCAUUGUUUACAAUGGCAAACACAUUUUUUUUAUCUGUGUACUCCUCAGCAAAUACCUAAACACAUUAUAAAGGGUACUUUUAUUUUUUUUCCACCGACUGAAGGAUGGUAAGCAGAUGAACAAUGAAAUUGCAUCAUACCGAUGAGGAUACAAGGAAAUGUACUAUUAAUAAGUUGGGGUUUUUUUACCUGAGUUAUCACGUCAUACCAGAUCAUUGCAAAUUGUGCACAGUAUUACAAGUAGAGCCCUGUAUCAGCAGGCCUUUUCUUUAACCUAGAUCUGGUGAUCCCAUUUAUAUUCAAAUGCAAAGUUAUUAAUAUAAUUCAUUCCAGUAGAUUUGUUUUCCAGUCAGAGCGCUGGAUGCCUCAAGAUAUAAUAAGCACAAAGUUGGUAGUGCCCUCCUGCUUUUAUAGAAGCGGAGUUUUCACUCGUAGUGCAUUCAUACUAGUUUACAUAGACUAAAAAGAUGGAGAUUUUUUUUUUAACUUGAAUAGCUAUAGGAUCAUCUUAUUUUCGUUUGUUUCUGGUAAGUGUCCUUGAUGUUUCCUUGACAUGGUAUCUGAGGCCAUUAUAACAUUUCUGUGUACAAUUUUUUUUUCAAAAUAAUUGAACAUUUUCCAGAUUUUAGGGGGGAAAAUCUAUACUGCAUAUCUUGGCAUUUUGUUUAAUCUAUUUUAAUUCAAAUUCCAUAGAUGUUUUGCUUCUACAAAGACAGUAUACAGGGAAAAUUGUGUCACCACAUCACACAUAGCAUAAUAAAAGUAAUAUAUUAAUCUUUUCCAAUAAACAGACCAAGCAACAGCUUAAUUUUGUACCAUUAUCAUAAAGCUAUAUCAGUGAACAGCAGCUGAACCCCAGAUGAAACCAUUAAAAAAACAACCUUCUCAAUGUCCCAAACUGGCAGCAAAAUCAAUAAGUUACUAAAAUCUCUUAAGACUAAAAAGCCUGGCUUGCACAUGUUGUCAUUAAUAUGUCAAUGUUGCCAACAGUUUGUUUUCUAAAUAGAGGGAAAAACUUAGCUACCACUGUGGAGUAACUGUUGGCCAGUGCUGAUUUUUUUAAUGGAAAUCACUGUAGGUGAAGCAUCUAAGCACAGCAGUUGGGGAGUAGGAUUUAAUACCUCUUAAAAUGUAUGAGUGUGGCUUGAGGGACUGUCUAUGGCAAAAUUUGCAUCGUUUUAAAUUAGUGUUCUAGUUACCCACUCUGAAGUCAGACAGCUCAUAGGGCAUAUUUAUGACUUAGAUGAUCAAGCUCUGAAUUUCACAUAAGAGGACCAAAUUACAUCCUUAGCCAAUGUAAGAAAUGCAAUUCCUUUUACAGGUGCUUAUUUCCUCUAGGGCAAAAGUAUGCAACUAAACUUUGCAAUCACUUUUGAACAGAAAAAUAGCAAUGAUAAACCGUGAAAAUAAUGAUUGAAAUAAGUGUGAUUUUUCUCUACAGCUUAGAACCGUUUAAAAAAAAUCAAUGUCCCACAAAGAUAAGAAUAAGCCCUGAACAGCAGCCAGAUUAUGGGAUUUACUGAAGGCUGUUACAGCAUUACUUAUUUAAAAAUAACCAAACAAACCCAGGCUCCAGAAACAUUACUUAAAUAAAUGAAGCUUACAGGAUAAAGCAUAUUUUCAUUAAACAAAAGAGAUAUUUAAUUUGUUAAUCUUUAAUUAAGGGACCUCUUAGCAGAAAACUGGAAUUAUACUGAUGAAAAGGAAAAGAUGGCUUUUCUUCAGUGACACAUUAAAUGUGCUAUGGCUAGUUGUAUGCAAGGAAAGACACAUUUAUAUGCUUGGUUUAUGUUUCAAGGAGAAGUCCUGUAAUUGAUGGCAUUAUGAAACCUUUUAAAUUUAAAUACAUGUCUCUUGAAGAACCGAGUCCUCCAGAGUAAAAUAGUAUCUGAAAUUGGCCUAUUCUGGUAGCACUUCACUCUGCAGAGACAGCCAUCUUCCUGGUUCAUGAAAAACUCCCACUUUAAUGUGCUUUGGGCAGAUAGUAUAGCAGGGAGUUGAGAUGCUAUAUUGAAAUAUUUCCUUUAACUUUCUUUAUUCUUAAAAAAAUGCUGAUGUGUUUUAAAGACAAUAAAUAAUCUGCAUCCUG